Molecule: messenger RNA, 1687 nt
Organism: Oryctolagus cuniculus (rabbit)
Lineage: Eukaryota; Metazoa; Chordata; Mammalia; Lagomorpha; Leporidae
Source: RefSeq, a predicted model, not a curated record
CAGCACGAGAAUUAGAUCAACACUCCACCCUUGCUCAAUUUCCAUUAUCAUUACCAUUAAUCAUUUAAGCAUUAACAGAAGACUUUUGGGACAAAGAGAAUAAUAUACUGGAUGUGAGUGGACAGGAAAACUUAGAUCCGAGUUAUAUUAUGGGGAAAGUCAGUCACUUGAACUCCUUUUGAUCUAGGAUCAGAGCCCAAUGCCAGUGAGGUGAUGUCCCAGACUACUAAGCUCAAAGCCAGAAACAGCAUUUCUGGAUCAGAGAAGGAAUUGCAAAUCCCAUGCCCAGAAGGAAAUGAAGAGGGAGGAGGAGAGGAAGAGAGAGAAGGCACAGAGGCAGGCCCAGGAGAGGUGACUGAGGCAGUGAAGCUGGCCAUUGACUUGGGGUAUACGCACUUUGACUGUGCUUCCUUAUACCACAAUGAGAGUGAGGUUGGAACAGCCGUCUACUCCAAAAUCGUGGAGGACAUCGUGACGCGAGAGGAUCUCUUCAUUGUCAGCAAGCUGUGGUGCACCUGCCACAAGAAGUCCUUGGUGAAAGCAGCAUGCAUCAAGACUCUGAAGACACUCAACCUGGAAUACAUCGACCUUUACCUCAUGCACUGGCCUAUGGGUUUCAAGCCAGGAAAGAAAGAGUUGCCUUUGGAUCAUCAUGGAAAUGUUAUACCAAGUGAUACCGACUACUUGGAAACAUGGGAGGCCAUGGAGGAGCUGGUGAAGGCAGGGCUAGUCAAGGCCAUUGGAGUGUGCAACUUCAACCAUGAACAACUUGAGAGGCUUUUGAAAAAGCCUGGUUUGAGGAUCAAACCAGUGACUAACCAGAUUGAGUGCCACCCAUAUCUUACUCAGAAGAAUCUGAUUGGUUUCUGUCAAGAGAGAGAUGUGUCCGUGACUGCUUACUAUCCUUUUGGUAGCUCAUGGAAGGGGGUUGACUUGAUGGAUGACCCUGUGCUUCAGAGAAUUGCACAGAAUCAUGGCAAGACUCCUGCUCAGAUUUUGCUUCGAUUUCAGAUACAGAGGAAUGUGACAGUGAUUCCCAUAGCCCUCAACCCACACCAUAUUAAUGAGAAUAUUCAAGUGUUUGAUUUCGAGUUAAAAGAAGAAGAUAUGGAUGCCAUCCUUGGUCUAGACAAAAAUCUCCGAUGGGUCACAUUCCCCACAACUGAAAAUCAUAAAGACUAUCCUUUCCGUGCAGAGUACUGAGGACAGCUUCCUUCUUCCUCACUUCCAGACCAAUGGAUGCCAACGAUCGCAUCAUCAAAAAAGGAAUGAAUUGUUUGAGAAUAUCGCAUCUUUAAUCACCCUUGUGUUGUUGGAAUAAGGCCUUCAUUGUCAAGAACUCAUUCUUUGAUAAUAACUGCUGUUUGUGAUAUGUGUUUCAUAUUCAUUCUGACAGAUAUGAGAAACAAAACCAGCACUACCAAGGAAGCUAUAAAGGAUUAUGCUGCAGUUUACAAGAGUGGGGAUAAGUGAUCACUGUUCACCAAGUGUAUUUCAGCAUGCAGACAAUUAGGAAACAAAUGACAUAAGGAUACCAUUUGAGUUAGUAGGUUUAUCAUAGUUCUCUGCCCUUAGGAAACAUAGGGGUGAUUUUAAUGUAUUUCUUAUGAAAUGGACUUACAUAAAAGAACUUCAAAAAUUGUGAGUAUGAAUAAAACAUUUCCCAACAAAAUUUAAAUUGUAUGAU